AUGGAUCUUUAUAAAAAGUGUACCUCACGUCCGGGUCUCUCUAAGCCCCGCCCCUCUCUGUCUGACCUCAGAAGAGCCAAGGGUGGGUGUGUCCAACGGAGCGCAGGGCGGUGGGACAGCUCAGCUGACACACUGCCGCUGGCCACAAUGCUGCGUGUCAUGGCCUCCUCUUUUGGCAGUAAUUGUGCACUUUUAUCCUGCCAGAGGAUAAAAUUGCCUUUCAACCACGUGGCACCUUUUUCUAAAGUCACCUCCACCAACAACAGACUAGAAAACCAGGACACAAUCGAGGCACUCUACAAACUCUCUUUGGACAUCGGCAAGGUGCGAAAGUACAAAAGCUGGGUAUUAUCUGAAACGUCCGCAUAUGUUAGUGAAACUGCAGAAAUACUGGAAGACAUGGGCGCACAUGCUUCUGUAAUCGCCUCAAUUAUGCAAAACCACCCUGAGGCCAUUCUGAGCCGGCCAGAGGACAUCAUUGCUCGGAAAAACUUGUGGAUGUCUGUGUGCGCGAGUGAGGACCAGUUGAUCAGGAUCAUUGAGAAGUUCCCAGCGGCUUUCUUCAUGAGGUUUCACUAUGAAAACCAACAUGCCAACAUUACCUACCUCCAGCGCCUUGGCUUAUGCAAUGAAAUUAUUGGUAAAGUGAUCGCCUGUGCCCCUCAGAGCUUGAGUCAAUCUGUGCAGAGAAAUAAGGAAGUAAUUCACACCUUAAGGGAAACAUACUUGGAACUGGGAGGGAAUGAGCGUGACCUGAGAGUGUGGCUGCAAACACUUCUAGGUCAGAACCCUCUCGUCCUACUGUGGCCCGCUGCAGUUUGGAGAGACGGUUUGUGUUUUCUGACAGAUCAGGGCUUCACCAAUGAUGAAAUGCUCAGUGUGGGCCUCAGAGCUCCCAUGGCAGAGAUGCAACUGCAGAACAUGCACCAAGUGAUGUCCUUUUUCAAACAAGUCCUGGACUGUUCCAAAGAGGAGUUGAAACAGAUAGUAAUCUGCUGUCCUGCCAUACUGUCGCUGUCCUUGGCAACGAUGGUGGAGAGGUUCUACGGGAUGAUGGACAUAGGACUGGGCACAGAGCAGAUCAAAGAGACUCCAGCUGUUCUGCAGAUGAGCACUCAGAUGGUGCGGUACCGAAUGCAGAAGCUGGCCUCCUGUGGAUAUGACGUUCAUAGCAACAGCCUGGAAAUCAUUGUGAGGUCGAAGAGAGAUUUUGACAUGACUUGUGCCUUGCUGCAACAAAAACAGCAAAAGACAUUGCCAUAA
Knipowitschia caucasica is the source of this 1263-nucleotide messenger RNA. The record is from the annotation of a GenBank genome assembly. Lineage: Eukaryota; Metazoa; Chordata; Actinopteri; Gobiiformes; Gobiidae.